This is a messenger RNA of Prunus armeniaca (apricot), 2664 nucleotides long. The record is from the annotation of a GenBank genome assembly. Lineage: Eukaryota; Viridiplantae; Streptophyta; Magnoliopsida; Rosales; Rosaceae.
AUGGCCUUAGCUUCCAGUCUUCGCCUUUCUUCCUCCAUCCUCCGCUACCGCCUCGCUGCCCCGCUCUACCCGACCCGAUUUUCCAGUCUCCGUCACAACCUGUCGGAGCUCCGCUUCCUGUCCGCAUCGUCCUCCCGUCCCGGGACCCACGUCCGCCCAAUCAAAGCGGGGCUCCAGGACGACCCGCAAAAGGAGGACCCAGGCGAGGGGCAGAAUGGGAAUGGAAGUGUGCUGGUCAAAGACACAAGUGAGAACAGCGAAGAAAAAAUCGUUCGUGUUGAGCUCCACAAGGAGGCCACUGAAGCCUACAUGGCCUACGCUAUGUCUGUCCUGCUCGGCCGCGCCCUGCCGGAUGUUCGCGAUGGUUUGAAGCCUGUGCACCGUCGUAUUUUGUAUGCAAUGCAUGAAUUGGGGCUUGCGUCACGAAAACCAUUCAAGAAAUGUGCUAGAGUUGUUGGAGAGGUUCUAGGAAAAUUUCAUCCCCAUGGUGACACUGCUGUCUAUGAUUCCUUGGUGCGAAUGGCUCAGGAUUUCUCCUUACGAUUCCCAUUAAUCCAAGGGCAUGGGAAUUUUGGGUCUAUUGAUGCUGAUCCUGCAGCUGCCAUGCGUUACACAGAGUGCAGAUUGGAAGUUGGCAUGGCAACCAACAUUCCUCCGCAUAAUCUUGGAGAGUUGGUAGAUGUUCUUAGUGUGUUAAUUCACAAUCCGGAAGCUACGUUGCAAGAAUUACUGGAAUACAUGCCAGGGCCUGAUUUUCCAACUGGAGGACUGAUUAUGGGAAACCUUGGCAUUUUGGAGGCAUAUCGAACUGGGAAAGGACGCAUUGUGGUCAGAGGGAAAACUGAUGUUGAAUUGCUUGAUUCUAGAACAAAGAGAAGUGCAAUUAUCAUAAAGGAGAUCCCUUACCAAACCAACAAAUCAGCCCUCGUGGAGAAGAUAGCUGAACUUGUGGAAACUAAGAGUUUAGAAGGCAUAAGCGAUAUUAGGGAUGAAAGUGAUCGCUCUGGAAUGCGUGUUGUCAUUGAGCUCAAGCGAGGAUCUGACCCAUCAAUUGUUCUGAAUAAUCUUUAUCGCCUCACAUCUCUUCAAUGCAGCUUCAGUUGUAACAUGGUUGGUAUUCAUAAUGGGCAACCUAAGCAGAUGGGUCUAAAGGAGUUGCUGCAGGCAUUCUUAGACUUCAGAUGCUCUGUUAUUGAGAGACGUGCCAAGUUCAAACUUUCACAAGCACAGGAAAGAAGACAUAUUGUUGCGGGCAUUGUUGUGGGCCUGGAUAAUUUGGAUGCAGUAAUUCGUAUACUAAGAGAAUCUUCUAGCAAUGCAAUUGCAUCAUCUGGUCUAAGGAGCGAGUUCAAUCUUUCUGAGAAACAAGCUGAAGCAAUAUUAGACAUUAGCCUGAGAAGAAUUACCAUGCUUGAGAGGAAAAAGUUUAUUAAUGAAAGUGAAUCGUUAAAAGAGCAAAUUUCAAAACUAGAAGAACUCUUGUCAAGCAAGAAAUACAUAUUACAGUUGAUUGAACAAGAAGCAAAUGAGUUAAAAAGCAAGUUUUCCAGUCCAAGGCGUUCAAUGCUGGAGGACAGUGAUAGUGGCCACCUUGAUGACAUAGAUGUUAUUCCAAAUGAAGAAAUGCUUUUGGCAUUCAGUGAAAAGGGGUAUGUUAAGCGGAUGAAACCUAACACUUUCAAUCUACAAAAUCGAGGAACCAUUGGCAAAUCUGUUGGGAAAUUGAGGGUAAAUGAUGCAAUGUCAGACUUUAUUGUUUGUCGCGCACAUGAUCAUGUUCUGUACUUCAGUGAUAAAGGAACAGUGUACUCUGCUCGUGCAUAUAAAAUUCCUGAAUGCACUCGGACAGCUGCUGGUACACCACUGGUUCAGAUCUUAUCGUUGUCAGAUGGAGAGAGAAUUACAUCUGUUAUUCCUGUGAGUGAGUUUGCUGCGGAUCAGUUUUUGCUUAUGCUUACUGUCAAUGGCUACAUUAAGAAGGUCUCCUUGAGUUAUUUUUCGUCAAUCAGGUCAACAGGAAUCAUAGCAAUUCAACUGGUUCCUGGUGAUGAGCUAAAAUGGGUCCGUUGUUGCACAAAUGACGACCUUGUAGCAAUGGCAUCACAGAAUGGAAUGGUCAUCUUAAGUUCCUCUGAUAUUAUUCGUGCACUAGGGAGAAACACUAGGGGGGCAGUGGCCAUGAGACUUAAAGAAGGGGAUAAGAUGGCAAGUGUGGACAUUAUACCAGCAGCUAUGAGAAAAGACUUGGAGAGGGUGUUGGAAGCUCCCCAUAUUGCCGCUAGAAGUGUGAAGGGGCCAUGGUUGUUAUUUGUGUCUGAGAGCGGAUAUGGAAAGCGUGUUCCCUUGAGCAGAUUUCACUCCUCCAAAUUGAAUAGGGUUGGCCUGAUAGGAUAUAAGUUUGCCUUGGAGGAUCGCUUGGCAGCAGUUUUUGUAGUGGGCUUCUCUUUGGCAGAAGAUGGAGAAAGUGAUGAACAAGUGGUUCUUGUAAGCCAAAGUGGUACAGUCAAUAGAAUUAAGGUGCGGGAUAUUUCUAUACAGUCUCGCUAUGCAAGGGGAGUCAUUUUGAUGCGGCUGGAUCAUGCUGGAAAGAUUCAAUCUGCUUCAUUAAUCUCAGCAACAGAUGAGGAUCCGGAGGUAGAAGUUGAAGCUGCCGCACUCGGCUAA